This is a messenger RNA of Myxocyprinus asiaticus (Chinese sucker), 2735 nucleotides long. RefSeq names its product solute carrier family 26 member 6 (gene slc26a6.1). Gene Ontology annotation, cellular component: membrane. Gene Ontology annotation, molecular function: chloride transmembrane transporter activity; bicarbonate transmembrane transporter activity; oxalate transmembrane transporter activity. The record is from RefSeq and is a predicted model, not a curated record. Gene Ontology annotation, biological process: transmembrane transport. NCBI's taxonomy places the organism in Eukaryota, Metazoa, Chordata, Actinopteri, Cypriniformes, Catostomidae.
UGUAAUGACUAAUUCUAUUGUACAGAAAUGCAAGCACUCCCCUACACACAGACUGUUCAUUUUCUGCCAUAUUUUCUCUCCCUAUAGGAAUGGCUAAUGCUUUGCUCACUGCAGUUCCUCCAGUGUUUGGUCUGUAUUCCUCCUCCUACCCUGUUCUUAUUUACUUCAUUUUUGGAACAUCUAAACACAUCGUCUCUCCAGGUACUUUUUCUAUCCUGUCCAUCAUGGUCGGUACAUUGACUGGUGAUGCGGUGUUGCCAGGCAGUGGAGGGGAGGAAGAUGAGGAGGCUGACAGGACUAGAGUUGCCAUUACAUCUCAAUUGUCCAUUCUAUGUGGACUGAUACAGAUUUACAGUGGGUACAAAUUUGUCCCCAAACUAGCUGUAAUAAUUGUGUAUUUCUGCAGAUUCUACUCUGUGUUGCAUUGUGGAGGAGUGUGUCAGUGGUUGUCUCAGCCAUUGGUCAGUGGAUACACUUUUGCAGCUGUUGUCCAUGUGACUGUUCACCAGCUGCCUUUACUGAUGGGCAUCUUCACAGUCAGACACAGAGGGGUCUUUGCUGUGGUUUGGGUGAGAAUGAGCUUUGUGUAUUUUAUCUUAUGCCCUCAAUAUAUCUCUGCAUUACCAGCAACACUGGUUGUUUCUCUUGUCUCUCUGGUGAUACUUGUUGGCGGAAAACUGCUAAAUUCACGCUGGAGCACUCGAUUUCCCAUUCCAUGGGAGUUAGUACUGGUGGCAUGUUCCACUCUAUCAUCAAUUCAGUUUGAUUUGUCUGAUCAGUAUGGAAUUCAGAUCAUUGGACCCAUGCCAACGGGUCUCUCACUUCCGUCCUUUCCAAGCUUUUCCUUUUCCCAAGAGCUGUUUAUGGCAGCUCUUGCACUUGCAGUGGUGGGCUAUGGUUUCCAAGCCUCAUUGGGCACGAUGUUUGCUCAUAAACAUGGGUACCAGUUUCACAGCAACCAGGAGCUGCUGGCUAUGGGUCUGUGUAAAUCUGUUGGAGUGAUGUUCCAGUGCUUUACAGUGUGCGGCUCAAUGUCUCGUAGUAUGGUGCUGGAGAAUACAGGCUCAACUGCUGAAGAAAGGGACCAAACUUCGGCAGAAUCAAUAGAAUUAUCUGUGCAGAUCCCAGAGAAGACACCUGAGAAGGAGAGAUCAAGGUCAUCAUGUAAGCAACGUGUGUGUGUGUGUGUGUGUGUGUGUGUGUGUGUGUGUGUGUGUGUGUGUGUGUGUGUGUUUCAGACAGUCUUGGCUGUCAUAAUUUUGUUGAAUCUGCAUGGGAUUUUUGCGCAGGUAAACGUACCAAAACUCUGGAAAACAGACCGAUUAGACCUGGUUGUGUGGGUUGCUACACUGCUCAGUGCCUUGGUGUUUAACCUGAACCUGGGGCUUGGUGUUGCAAUAGUGUUCUCUCUCUUUAUCAUUGUCUUCAGGACACAACAGCCCAGGUCGUCCGUUCUUGGGCACAUUGCUGGCACAGACUUUUACUAAGACCUGGAGAAAUACUCAAAGGGAAUCCAGGUCCCUGGAGUGACUGUGUUCUGCUGCUGUAAUCCACUUUACUACGCCAAUGCAGACCAAAUCUUCACAUCACUUAAACAGGCAGUGUGUAAAGGUAAAGUGGAGAAUCCCACAGUAUGUCCUUUAGAUCAAGAGGGGGCUUGGAGUUCACAGCACUGUGUUAUUCUAAAGCUCAGUAAAGUCACCUUCAUUGACUCUGUGGCGGUGUGCUCACUCAAAACAGUUAGUGGCACAAAACACAAACACACAUAGCACACGUAAAAGUGUUUAUAUGUAUAACCGAAGAUGAACAGAAAUAUGUUAGCUGUUACAGACUCUCUUUAACCAGUAACUUAUUAACUGUAGUUUGUUUUCUGGAUGUCACUGUGUUCGUGUUUGAAUGCAAACAUGUGUGUCUUACUGUUCUCUCUGGUUCAUAGGUGCUUCAGGACUUUGAAAACAUGUAGACCUCAUUUCUCUGUGCCUCAUGUCCAGGUUAUUAGUACAACUCAUGUUGAAAAUGAAACGAAGCUUCAGUGCAGCCUUAAUCUUUGUUAUGUUCAUGACAGAGUAUUUAGUCAUUUACACUUUCAUUUUUAUUUAUAAUAUAUGCUUUUUUUGAUCACAUUUUAUGCUUCUACAUUCAUAAUUUCCCCCUUGGGGCCCCGGGGUAGAAUAGGUCCCUAGCACCCCCUUGCUGUUCGUAAAAGGCGACAAAUGGGGUGACUUGUUGGCCGUAAGUGGCGACCCGUGUCUGUGGAAGAAGAGAUCCUGGCAUUUGAGGAAUGUGGGCAGUUGCGACUCCCCCAGAUCCAACAUAAUGCUUUGGCUCUAAUUUCAUAUAGACGGGCGGUUGGAGAGGCCUGAUCCACUCAUGUGGCUGGUCAUGACGUGCCCUGGGCAAUUACUGGCAUUUAAAUCAGCCACAAUGACAUUUUUCCCUGAAGGUGGUGGCUUAGGGUCAGUCAAACAAUUUGAGCUUUUAGCUCUUAUUGCAAGAGUAUAUCUUUCAUGUAUCCUUGGUGCAUAUCUGCUGAAGUUCUGCGGCUCUGUGCAUCCCUUGUUGGGCUCAGAGGCAGGUGGGGAGCAAGAAUUAUGAAAUAAUACAAAAUAAAUAUGGCAAACAAACUCCCAAAAGUUGGGUACUUGAACAGAAUUCGGAUGAUGACUUGAAUGCUAGAUAUGUACUUUUUCCAAAAAAUGGAAACUGGGAGAGAUUUAUAAUUUUAGAAUCUCAAU